AUGCUGAACGCCUUCGGUACAGCAUUGAGGCCGUGCAGUGAUGAUGAGGAGCGUGGAGUCUGCUGCAAAACCAUCCUGGGCCUGAAGCUGGCUCUGAAGCGCUUCCCCGAAGCCCGGUGGAUUGUGAGAGCAGUCGAUGACACCGUGGUCUUUCCACAGCAAUUGGAAGCCGAGUUGCAGGUCUUCGACGCCCGACGGUUCGUGUACGUCGGUGCCCCAUCGAUCACGCUCCUGUGCCAUAUGGCAAAGUUUGCCAAGCAGUGCGGGGAGCUUCAUGCAGGUGGAGGAGGUGGCAUUGCGCUGAGCCGACCCCUGGCCGAGUUUCUCCUGAACCUGGAGGACUUGUUUCUCAACCUUUGCAGGCAUGACGAUGCUUUUCUGGGUCACUUGCUCCGCUACGUUCUGGACGUUCAUGUUAUGGCCCUGCCCGGGAUCCUGCAGGAGCCUCGCUUUGAGCAGCUGCGCUGGUCUGGACCAGGGCUACCACCUCGAUGCCCGUUGCCGCUGCCCCCUUCAGUCUACUCUCCAAUGGAGGAUUGGGGGCCCCUGCAACCAUUCGCCCCAACGGAUGCGGUGCGGUUGGGUCUCGUCCAUGCGGAUCCUGCAACAUGGCCGCUCUUAGCGGCGCUUCCGCAGCUGGUGGAGACCGCAUCGAAGCAGGGCCUGCGCCUGCUGGUCUACGCUGACUCGCAGGGACAUCGUAUAGUUUAUCCCCAUUUUCGUGGAGCCACGACCCUUGCCGUGUGUUCCUAUGAGCAUGCGGAGAGGCUGCUGUCUUUUCAGGCAUCUGUGGCAACUCAUGCUUCCUGA
This is a messenger RNA of Symbiodinium sp. CCMP2592, 810 nucleotides long. Lineage: Eukaryota; Dinophyceae; Suessiales; Symbiodiniaceae. The record is from the annotation of a GenBank genome assembly.